UUGGCCAGUUCGUCUCAAGUUUGCUUGGCCCCACUCGAUCCGUGCACCACCGCUUCGCUCGAUGUCUUGCACUCUAGCGGGGAUAUGUGUUGUCAGAGAUACGUUGUUCUCACUGCUGACGUGAACGUCUGGGUGUGCACGAAUGCUGCCAACGAGUUGAUGGUAAGGCGAGCGGUGUCGGAUGCCGGCGAAGGAGUCAUCCCUCACCCCGUCCUCGCGGCUCUUCGAGGAGAAAUAUUGAGUUUCAUCGAUGCCAAUACCAUUACGAAAGAGGCGCUCUACGACACGGUAGUCUAUUUGGCCAGUCUUUCCGAGUGUCUGCGAGAUGGAAUCGGCGACCUUGUUGCCAGUCUCGAUGACUUGGAUGUGCAGAACAUCGCCGAUUGCCAGUAUUGGGCCGACGACGGAUACACC
Messenger RNA from Prorocentrum cordatum, 414 nucleotides. NCBI's taxonomy places the organism in Eukaryota, Dinophyceae, Prorocentrales, Prorocentraceae. The record is from the annotation of a GenBank genome assembly.